Ochotona curzoniae (black-lipped pika) is the source of this 504-nucleotide messenger RNA. RefSeq names its product chromosome unknown C20orf141 homolog (gene CUNH20orf141). The transcript is spliced from 2 exons. Lineage: Eukaryota; Metazoa; Chordata; Mammalia; Lagomorpha; Ochotonidae. The record is from RefSeq and is a predicted model, not a curated record. The coding region runs from base 1 to 504 and encodes 167 amino acids.
AUGACCCAGCUCUGCUUACGCAGCCCCAAAGCCCUAGCAGAUGCACCCCUUGUCCCUGCCAGGGUCCUGGGUGCUGGGGAGGGGCCGGGGAGUGCAGUGUGGGCACAUAUGUCGUGUUGGGAGCCCAGUUGGCCCCGGCUCCUGGACAGUGCCCUAGGGCUGGGCGCGCUGGGGAUGACGGUUUGUGUCAUCUUUGCCAUGGUUGGCCCGGCCUUGCUGCUGCUGCUGCUGCUCAGCAGCUUCCUUGCCUUUGACUUGCUCCACAGGCCUACAGACCCCACCCUGCCACAACAGCGACUUCUCAUCAGGGACCAGAGUCAGGGAGCUGGUGAGGGUCUGGGAUGGCAGGAGACUCAUCUCCACCCAUCGGGGCCUGCUCCCACACAGCUCAGGACCCAGGAUGCACUGCUUGUGCUGCUCAUGGGGCUGGGGCUGCUCCUGGUAGCUCACGGCAUGCCCUUGACUUUGCUGGGCCUGGCUUUCUGCCUUCACCCUUGGGCCUGA